This is a messenger RNA of Trematosphaeria pertusa, 1543 nucleotides long. Its product is annotated as Cloroperoxidase. Lineage: Eukaryota; Fungi; Ascomycota; Dothideomycetes; Pleosporales; Trematosphaeriaceae. Bases 118 to 1404 code for a protein of 428 amino acids. The record is from RefSeq and is a predicted model, not a curated record. Gene Ontology annotation, molecular function: peroxidase activity. The transcript has 3 exons.
AUUUGAGCAGCAUCGAGGGCGAAAAGAUGUAUAAAGAGGAGGGAAAGUGUAUGGGUGGUUCCUUCUUGGGCAGCCUUCAGGUCCAGCCUACUUCGCACAAGCACGUAUCUCAUCAGAAUGAUGCUCCUUCCUCUCCUCGUUCUUGCACACCAUGUGCCAUCCAUCGCAGCCUGGCCGUGGAUUGCCAACGCCCCCGGUAUCGACCUUUCAGCCAUGUACGCGCACCCAGAGAACUUCCCCAACCAACGUCGCCAGACUGGGCUCGAUCCCACCUGCCCCUUCAACCCGGACCAUCCCGGCGCCGCGCCCUUUGAUCCCCAGUACCCAUAUACGGGAUCUAUCGACGGGCUCCCAGGAACUGGAAUAGGCGGCAUCCAAGUCCCUGCCCCAGGAGACACUGCGCAUGCUUUUACGCCUCCCGGCCCGAACGACAUCAGAGGACCAUGCCCUGGGAUGAACACUGCGGCAAAUCACAAUUUCCUCUCCCAUGAUGGGAUCACCAACCUCGCCGAACUCGUCUCCGCGCAGCAAAACCUCUAUAACCUCCACUUCGAUCUAGCAACAUUCAUCGCUGUGCGCGCCAUCGCCCUUGACGGCGACGUCGUCACCACCAAACUCAGCAUUGGCUGUGACGCCACGGAGCGCACAUCCAUCGACCCCACGGGAACCCUCGGCCGCGAACCAGGUCUCAACGCACACAACAAGUUCGAAGGUGACACUUCGCUCACACGCCGCGACUACUUCCUCAACAACGGUGACGCGUUUACCUUCCAGGGCGACAUGUUCGCGGACAUGUAUCGCGUUGCGAAUGAGACGUCGAACGGGCUGUUCGACCGCGACACUAUUGCCGUGUAUCGCAGCCAGCGGUACGACGAGAGUCUUGCAGAGAACCCGAAUUUCUACUUUGGCCCUAAGGCGUUGCUUCUGUAUGGCGCGGCUAGCUUCGUGUAUAACGUGUUUCCCGUCUUCGGACCGGAAGGCGAUGCGGAUAUCGAUACGAUUUCUACCUUCUUCGGCGCAGUGCCAAAUGGCAGCGGCGGGUAUGACCACGUCCCCGAGCGUAUCCCCGAGAACUGGUCUAAUCGACGCACUGCGUACGGCCUGCUGGAAAUCGGCAGUGAGAUCGCGUAUCAGUACGGGCGGUUUCCCAAGCUGUUCGGCGGCAACGUGGGGACGAAUAACUUCCUGGCUCUGAACACGACGUUUGGGCUCAUCGAGAAUGGGACGCUGCCGAAUGAGGUCACCGCGAAGGACCUCGUGUGCUUGUUGUAUCAGCUCGCAGUAGACAAUGUGCCGGGGACCGUGGCGAACGAGGCGGAGCUGCCGUUGGAGGUGCUGACUUGGGUCUUGACCCAGAUCAACCCGAUCUUUGAGAAUACGGGAUGUCCACUGAAGAUUACGUAGCUGAGCUGCGGACUAGGGAUAAUGGAGCCUUGGGGGCUUCAGGGAAUUAUGGGUAGGCGGUGGCAUCGGAGUAUGUCGACUAGGGAUAGUGGAGCCUGAGGGGCUUUAGGUGGUUAUACAUCGGCAACGAGGUCUGAAU